Molecule: messenger RNA, 2630 nt
Organism: Hippocampus comes (tiger tail seahorse)
Lineage: Eukaryota; Metazoa; Chordata; Actinopteri; Syngnathiformes; Syngnathidae
Product: hippocampus abundant transcript-like protein 1
Exons: 12
Coding region: 1-1413 (470 amino acids)
Biological process (GO): transmembrane transport
Cellular component (GO): membrane
Molecular function (GO): transmembrane transporter activity
Source: RefSeq, a predicted model, not a curated record
AUGAAAAAUCUCUCGCUGCAAACGCGUGGCCGAGCAAGGGUAACGCACGCCGUCAUCGUCAUCUUCCUGGAGUUCUUCGCCUGGGGUCUGCUGACCACACCCAUGCUGACUGUUCUUCACGAAACCUUCCCGCAGCACACGUUCCUCAUGAACGGACUCAUACAAGGCGUUAAGGGCUUCCUGUCGUUCCUGUCGGCUCCCGUGAUCGGUGCCCUGUCUGACAUCUGGGGCAGGAAGUUUUUCCUCCUGAUGACGGUGUUCUUCACAUGCGCGCCCAUCCCCUUCAUGAGGAUCAGCCCCUGGUGGUACUUUGCCCUGAUCGCCGUGUCAGGAAUCUUCGCCGUGACGUUCUCCGUCAUCUUCGCCUACGUGGCCGACAUCACGGAUGAGCAGCGCAGGAGCACGGCGUACGGCCUGGUGUCGGCGACGUUCGCCGCCAGCCUGGUGACGAGCCCCGCCAUCGGGGCGUACCUGUCGGCGCGCUACGGCGACAGCCUGGUGGUCCUGGUCGCCACGGUGAUCUCGGUGGCCGACAUCGCCUUCGUCUUCUUCGUGAUGCCCGAGUCGCUGCCUGACAAGAUGCGGCUGACCACCUGGGGCUUCCCGCUCUCCUGGGAGCAGGCGGACCCCUUUUCCUCGCUGCGCCGUGUGGGCAAAGACUCCACCGUAAUGCUCAUCUGCGUCACCGUGUUCCUGUCGUACCUGCCGGAGGCCGGGCAGUACUCCAGCUUCUUCCUCUACCUCAGACAGGUCAUUGACUUUUCCCCCGCCGCCAUUGCCGCCUUCAUCGCCAUGGUGGGCAUCCUGUCCAUCAUUGCGCAGACGCUCCUCCUGAGCGUGCUGAUGCGUACGUUGGGUAACAAGAAGACGGUCCUGCUGGGUCUGACCUUCCAGCUCCUGCAGCUGGCCUGGUACGCCUUUGGCGCCGAGCCCUGGAUGAUGUGGGCGGCGGGCACGGUAGCCGCCAUGUCCUCCAUCACCUUCCCGGCAGUCUCGGCCUUGGUUUCGCACAGCGCGGCCCCGGACCAGCAAGGCGUGGUCCAGGGCAUGAUCACAGGCAUCCGGGGUCUGUGUAACGGGUUGGGCCCCGCCCUGUACGGAUUCAUCUUCUUCCUCUUCAAUGUGGAGCUCAGCGACGUCCAGCCCGCAGAAGGACGGGACACACAACACAUUAAGAAGUCGAGCGUUCCCGGCCCCCCGUUCCUGUUUGGCGCCUGCGCCGUCGUCUUGGCGCUGAUCGUGGCCGCCUUCAUCAACGAGCGACCGCCGGCCGCCGCCAUCAAGACGUGCUCGGACAGGAAGCCCGGCGGCGCGGGCGUGCUCGCCGCGCCCGCUCAGGACGCCGGCCCCGUGGUCACGCCCCCCAGCGAUGCCGAGGACAUCGAGCCACUCUUACAGGACAGCAGCAUGUGAUUGACGGGCCGCCCUCGGCCUAUCGGCGUCCGGAGACCCGUCGGGUGCUCGCAAAAUGUGCCAAUUAUUUUCCAGACUUUUUUUUUUUUUUUUUUAAAUUUCGGAGAGGUCCAAGCAUCGUCAUUACCAUUGGCGACUGCAACUUCCUGUUUCCAUGGAAACGUCACAUGACUGAUGAGUUUUAAUUUGAAAGAACCUCCUGGAGCGAUUUCCUGUUCCGGCAGCACGUUUUUAGUGUACUGAAAGAAAAAAGAAAAAAAAAAAAGAUGCUGGCCACACGGGACCACCGGCUCCCUGCUCAUAUCAUCAAAUAUUUUUGACCUUUGGCAAAAGACGCCAACCCCAAAAGUCCAACUUUUAUUGGUGACCAGUCUGUUGUUUGUCCAUAGGUGCCCUGAUGUUGACUGGAGAGCAGUUGGCUUUUUGAAUUGGAUGAAUGGAAAAGUGUUUUGCCUUGUUGAUGAUUUCAUUCGAAUUGAAAGAAACAAAAGCACAAGAAAGAAUUUUAUUGCUCAUAUUUGAAGGUUUUUUUUUUUUUUACUAGCAGCCCUCAUUUCCAAAUAUGACAUUUUCGGCAGCAAGCUUUGGAAAUCACAUUCGGGAAUGAGUUUUCCCAGUUACUGAACAAACCCCGCCCCCCAAAAAUCUUUUGGUUUCCAAAAUAAAGGAAAUUAAUGAAGAAGAGAUUCUGACUCCCAAGAAUAAAAAUGAUCAAACCACAGUGAUGUCUUCAGGAUGAUGGAUGACCACCAAUCAGAUUCCGGGUUAGCAUGAGCAUAUUCGCGGUGGCGCUUCCCAGUGGGCGGGGUCACAGCAGACAGGAAAUGGUCACCUUGGUGGUGGAGAAGGGCAUGUUCUCUUUUGGUGGGGAGGGGACAAAGGCAGCAUUUCAGUUGGCCAUGUGAUAUUUGGAACUGUUAUUGAGUUGGGUUUUAUUUUGAAGUAUUGCUCACUUGACUUUUAUUUUGGUGUGCUAACUUGAUACGACUUCAAAAGAAAGUUUUUUGUUACUUGAGAGUGUUGAGAGUUUUAUGAAGUCGACUCAGUUCUUGCAGCGUGAACUUUAAUUUGAAAUGUUAAGAGUUUUAUUUUGAAGGAUGAAGUCAACUUGUGAUUUUUGGAGUAUUAUUAACUUACUAAUUUUGAAGUGUUAGAAAUGUUGUGGUUUAAAAUUUCAACCCCCGUAAUAUUUCAAAAUAAAAACGGGUACUUAAAAA